Molecule: messenger RNA, 408 nt
Organism: Symbiodinium pilosum
Lineage: Eukaryota; Dinophyceae; Suessiales; Symbiodiniaceae
Source: the annotation of a GenBank genome assembly
AUGACUUUUCUGUCGCAGCUCAACUUGCAGGUGACAGCGCCUGAAGAAGGAGCUGACUGGCGCAAGCUGCCUGAAGUCCCUUUGUCACCCACCGCGCCGCCUCUCAUCGUGGCUGGCCUACCAUUGUCCAGAGCUGCUGAAGCAGUGAAACAGCUGCAGGAGGCUGGGCAUACCCUCCUCUAUGCCGGCGCGGCUGAGGGUGAGGUGAAGGCCGUCAUGGCUGCGAGCAUUCCCAGUGCCUUUGGGCUGAGUGGGUGUGAGGCAGUGCAGUCAGCUGCAGAUGUGGUUCUUCUAAGCGACUUUCUGGGCAGCCUUGCUUUUGCUAAGUGGCGCUGCAGUUUGGCAGUGACGUCGCCAGAGAAAUAUGUCCUGUUCAGCUUGUGCCCACGCUGCAGCCCCCUAGUGUGA